Pseudomassariella vexata is the source of this 2020-nucleotide messenger RNA. RefSeq names its product P-loop containing nucleoside triphosphate hydrolase protein. The coding region runs from base 56 to 1900 and encodes 614 amino acids. Gene Ontology annotation, biological process: maturation of LSU-rRNA from tricistronic rRNA transcript (SSU-rRNA, 5.8S rRNA, LSU-rRNA). The transcript has 8 exons. Lineage: Eukaryota; Fungi; Ascomycota; Sordariomycetes; Amphisphaeriales; Pseudomassariaceae. The record is from RefSeq and is a predicted model, not a curated record. Gene Ontology annotation, molecular function: RNA helicase activity; ATP binding; nucleic acid binding. Gene Ontology annotation, cellular component: nucleolus.
CUCAACCUCGCAACUCCAAUUGCUUCAAGUUUCACAGUGGCAGCAGCAUUUGAAAAUGGAGUCGGUUGCUCACAGCAAGAAGAGGAAGUUCAAGGACGCCAAUGGCUCCAAAAAAUUGGUUACCAAACAGACGAUUGUCUCAGCUCAAACUCCACCUACCCCCAAGGCGAAAAAGUUGAAGCGUGCCAAACCAGAGAUCGACAUCCGUGAGGCAUUCACAAGCGAAGAAGACGACGACGAAGAGGUCGAAGCAGACGAAGAGGAGGCAGACGAUGAGCCAGAAAUUGACGCAGCAGAGAGCGAGGAAGAGGACUCGGCAGCAUAUGAGGAUAACGAACUGAACAAGCGGAUUACCUCGGUGAAUGUCGAGGAUGGUGACGAUGCCGUCGCCAAAGUUGCCGGUUUGCCCGAUGGAAGCAGUCUUUCCUUGCCAACAACGGUCAACGAGAACGCACAAAACUUCUCCGACCUGAAGCUUACCGAAAUGACCAUGAACGCCAUCAAGGACAUGGGCUUCACAUCAAUGACAGAAAUUCAGCGCAAGGCGAUCCCGGCACUGUUAGCAGGACGAGACGUUCUGGGUGCGGCCAAGACAGGUUCAGGAAAGACGUUGGCCUUUUUGAUCCCGGCCGUGGAAAUGUUGAGUGCUCUUCGUUUCAAGCCGAGAAAUGGUACCGGCGUGAUCGUGGUGUCACCCACCAGGGAAUUAGCACUUCAGAUCUUCGGAGUCGCAAGAGAGCUUAUGGCGAACCAUUCCCAGACGUAUGGCAUUGUCAUUGGUGGAGCGAAUCGAAGGGCCGAAGCCGAAAAGCUCUCCAAAGGUGUCAACCUUAUUGUGGCGACGCCCGGAAGGCUAUUGGAUCACUUGCAAAACACCCCAGGUUUUGUCUUCAAGAACCUCAAAUCCCUCGUAAUUGAUGAGGCCGAUCGGAUUUUGGAAAUUGGAUUUGAAGACGAAAUGCGCCAGAUCAUCAAGAUCCUGAACUCAGGGGAGAAGGAUAGGCAAACAAUGCUCUUCAGCGCAACUCAGACCACUAAAGUUGAGGAUUUGGCACGAAUUUCUCUUCGAGCUGGUCCUCUGUACAUCAAUGUCGACGAUACAGCGCAAUUUAGUACAGUGGAGGGACUGGAACAGGGUUACGUUUUGUGUGAAGCAGACAAACGCUUCCUGUUACUGUUCUCUUUCCUGAAGAGAAAUAUGAAGAAGAAGGUCAUUGUCUUUUGCUCCAGUUGCAAUUGCGUUAAGUACUAUGCUGAGCUCUUGAACUAUAUCGAUCUUCCAGUUUUGGAUUUGCAUGGAAAACAGAAGCAACAGAAAAGAACGAAUACUUUCUUUGAGUUUUGCAACGCAAAGCAAGGUACCCUCAUUUGCACCGACGUGGCUGCUCGAGGCCUUGACAUUCCCGCUGUAGACUGGAUCAUCCAGUUUGACCCUCCUGAUGAUCCUCGAGACUACAUCCAUCGCGUGGGGCGCACUGCCCGUGGCUCAAACACCAAGGGUCGCUCCCUUAUGUUCCUCCAGCCCAGUGAAUCCGGGUUUCUAUCACACCUCAAGACGGCGCGAGUGCCUGUAGUUGAAUUCGACUUCCCCAAGAACAAGAUUGUCAAUGUUCAGUCACAGUUGGAGAAGCUCGUUUCUCAGAACUACUACCUGAACAAGUCUGCGAAAGAGGGCUUCAGAUCAUACAUUCACGCGUAUUCCAGCCAUAGUCUGCGGACUGUCUUCGAUAUCAACAAGCUGGAUUUGGCCAAAGUAGCCAAGAGCUUUGGAUUCAAUGCCCCGCCGAGGAUUGACAUCCAGUUGGGGGCCAGUAUGAGUAAGGACAAGAAGGCUCAAGGACGACGAGGCUACGGCAGCCAACCGAAACAACCCUCGCGGCAAAGCUACAACCAGCGAUGAGAUGCGGGGUGUUGAGCGAUGGCAUGAGUUGUAUUACAUUGAUUCCAUGGUCGGAUAUGCCCACUGGCGUUUGCUAAACAAAACAAUGAAUUGACAAUUGAACCCUGCAAAUCCAUUGUG